AUGGAUAAAACAAAUUCAAAAUCAUCCGUACCUUUUUGGCGUUUGAUACGUAUUGCUAUCACAGUACUUGGAUUUUUUGGAAUGAUAGCACAUUUUUCACAAAAAGUGAAUGUUGGUAUUGCUCUUGUCUGCAUGGUUAAUCAUUCAGCAAUUGAACAAAACAAAUUAAAUUCUCCUCCUCCUACUACUACACUAAUUACACAUACAGAUGAUAAUUGUCCUCAAACAAAUAGUACAAAUCAUAUUGAAGGUCCUUUUAUUUGGACAAAAACUAUACAAGGUAUCAUCUUAGGUGCUUAUUUUUGGGGUUAUAUUAUAACUCAAAUACCAGCUGGAUAUUUAGCUGGCCGAUUUGGUCCUAGAUAUCUAUUUGGUGGAGCAAUGAUUGUAUCAAGUUUAGUUACUGUGUUCAUGCCAUUAGUUGCACAUGUACAUUGGAUAUUAUUUUGUAUUCUUCGAUUAUUAGUUGGACUUGCACAUGGAACUAUUUGGCCAUGUAUGACUGUAAUCAUGGCUCAUUGGGCACCAAUACAUGAACGUGGAAAACUGAUGGGUUUUAUGAAUGCUGGUGCACAAGCUGGAAAUGCAUUUGCUUUAUCGAUUGGUGGAUUGAUGUGUUCAUGGCAUAUUGCUGGUGGUUGGCCAUUCAUAUUUUAUUCAGCAGCUGUUCUUGGUUUUAUUUGGGGUAUUAUUUGGAUUUUAUUCUAUACAAAUUCACCACGAAAUCAUCGAUUUAUUAGUAUACAAGAAAAAGAAUAUAUUCUUCAACAUACUAAUCAACAAUUAUCUGAUAGUACUAAAAUUGAAUUUCAUGCUCCAUGGCGAGCUAUUCUUACAUCACGAGCUUGUUGGGCAUUAUUUAUUGUUCAUACCUGUAGUAAUUGGGGUACUUAUACGUUUCUAACUUCUACUCCUAAAUAUAUGAAUGAAGUUCUUAAAUUUAAUAUUACAUCGAAUGGACUUCUUUCAUCUGUACCUUAUAUUGUCUUAUGGUUGAAUAUUAAUAUAUCAGGUUUUAUAGCUGAUGUAAUUAUUCGUAAAAAUUUGUUAACAACAACAAAUACAAGAAAAUUAUUUAAUAUACUUGGAAAUCUUGUACCAGCAAUAUUUGUGCUUGGUUUAGCAUUUAUGACAUGUCAAUUAAAAUAUGUUGCUGUCGUAUUAUUAACAAUCGGUGUUGCAUUUCAAGGUUGCUGUUUUGGCGGAGGAUAUUUACUCGUUGCAAAUGAUAUUGCACCAGCAUAUACAGGAAUAGUCUUUGGUAUUUCUAAUACAUUAGCAACAAUACCUGGUAUUAUUAGUCCGUAUGUAGUUGGUGCUCUUACAGAAAAAGAUCCAAAUAAUUGGCGUAUUAUAUUUUUUAUUUGUGUUGCAAUUUACAUUAUUGGAAUGAUUGCAUUUACAUUUCUCGGAUCAGGUGAACUACAACCUUGGGCAAGAACAUCCAUUGCACCUCGUGUUUCAUUUGAAAAUCCAUUAUCAAAAGAAAAUGAUCAAACAGUAACAAUCAACAAUGGAGCAUAA
Messenger RNA from Rotaria sordida, 1524 nucleotides. The record is from the annotation of a GenBank genome assembly. Lineage: Eukaryota; Metazoa; Rotifera; Eurotatoria; Philodinida; Philodinidae.